AUGCGUUGCACUGUUAACUCAAACUCCCCUCGCUCUCAAGGACCUUAUUCGUUGUCUCCCCCCAACCAGAGCUUGGCCAGACGCUCUCCCGGAAGAUGGAUUCUACGCGAACAGGCCGCAAAAACAUACAGACUCGAGCUCAAAGACCUUGAUGUCAUCGAUCCAAUCGAAAGGCGGGUCAACCCCCGUGGUCCAGCACCAAUCCGAAAAUAUAACGAACAAGACGUUGCGGCGCUCUCCCGAAGGCUUUUCGCAGCCGCCAACAGGGUGGGGGACACACUAGCUGUACGUUCCGGUGCCAGCAUAGUGAGGUCCCGAGCUUUGAGCACCUACCCCGGUCUCACUCGCGCCCAAUUGAACACUAUCCCGCCUAUCUCAGUCGAACCCAAUCCCUACAGCCCCAACUCGGUGCCGAUGCGGUACUACAACAUAUGUGAUAUCGAGGCAAGCUCUUCGCGUUGA
Messenger RNA from Lentinula edodes (shiitake mushroom), 462 nucleotides. RefSeq lists its product as uncharacterized. The transcript has 4 exons. Bases 1 to 462 code for a protein of 153 amino acids. The record is from RefSeq and is a predicted model, not a curated record. Lineage: Eukaryota; Fungi; Basidiomycota; Agaricomycetes; Agaricales; Omphalotaceae.